AUGAAAGAACUGCAGAAGUUCCCGCACAGUGGGAUCCAGACGACCUUGCCCAAGGACAUCCUCUUCAUCGUGCUUAUCGGCAUCUCCCAUUUCAUGACGCAAGCAGCACUGGGCCAAGCACUGGCACCACUGGACAACAUCGGCGAGGAGUUUGCGAGUACAAACCCGGGCGAGUUGUCUUGGUUUGUCGCGGCGUACUCGCUUACGGUUGGCACCUUCAUCAUGAUCUCCGGUCGCUUGGGAGAUAUUAUGGGCCACAAACGAAUCUUCACCGUCGGAUGGCUAUGGUUCGGGUGCUGGAGCGCGUUCGCCGGGUUCAGCGCGUAUCCCAGAAAACAGGUGUUCUUCGAUAUCUGCCGUGCCAUGCAGGGAAUUGGACCCGCGCUUCUGAUGCCCAACGGCAUGGCGCUGCUCGCCCGCGCGUAUCCCCCGGGGCUGAAGAAGAACAUCGCCUUCGCGGUGUUCGGUGGGCUCGCGCCUAUGGGGUUCGUCAUCGGUGCGUUGAGCGGCAGCGUCUUCGCCCAAUACGCAUGGUGGCCGUGGGCCUUCUGGUCGUUCGCGCUCGCCUGCUUCGGCCUCGGCGUCCUCUCCACGAUCAUCAUCCCCAAAGCCCUCAGCGUGCGCCCGACCAACCCUCCCACCUUCGACGCCACCGGCUCGGUCGUCGGUGUCACCGGGCUCAUCCUCGUCAACGUCGCCUGGAACAAUGGCCCCCUCUUCGGCUGGGAUACCCCGCACGUCUACUUCCUCCUCCUCAUCGGCCUCCUCUUCCUCGUCGCCUUCGUCUGGGUCGAGCAGCGCGCCACGGAUCCCAUAGUCCCUUUCCACGCGCUCAACAGCACCGUCGGCUACGUCCUCGCGCUCGUCGGUUUCGGCUGGGCCGCCUUCGGCAUCUGGGUGUUCUACGUCUUCCGCUUCGCCAUCUCCCUCCGUGGAGAAUCGCCACUCACCAUCUCGGCGCAGUAUAUCCCCGCGAUCUUCAGCGGGCUGAUGUGCACCGCAGCCACAGGGUUCCUCCUUACGCACGCACCCGUCACGCUGCCGAUGCUGCUCUCGAUGCUGGUGUUCUGCGUCGGCAUCGUCGUCGCGGCGAUGAUGCCCGUGCGGCAGACGUACUGGGCGCAGCUGUUCGUCAGCAUCUUGAUCAUGCCGUUUGGAAUGGACAUGUCGUUUCCGGCAGCCAGCGUGAUCGUGUCGAAUCAUCUGCCGCCGGAACAUCAGGGGCUAGCGGGGUCGUUGAUUAAUACGGUGGUGAACUACUCGAUUUCGAUCGCGUUGGGGAUCGCGGGAACGGUGGAGGUGAGUAUUGCGAGGAAUGAUCCGGCGAGGUUGGAGAAAGGGAUCAGAAGCGCGUUCUAUAUCGCGAUUGCAUUGAGUUUGAUGGGAGUGGUUUUGUCGGCAAUUUUCAUGGUUCGGACGUUUUUGAGAGAGGGAUGGAAGAUCACAGCACACUGA
Eremomyces bilateralis CBS 781.70 is the source of this 1455-nucleotide messenger RNA. RefSeq lists its product as uncharacterized. Gene Ontology annotation, biological process: transmembrane transport. Gene Ontology annotation, cellular component: membrane. The record is from RefSeq and is a predicted model, not a curated record. Lineage: Eukaryota; Fungi; Ascomycota; Dothideomycetes; Eremomycetales; Eremomycetaceae. The coding region runs from base 1 to 1455 and encodes 484 amino acids. Gene Ontology annotation, molecular function: transmembrane transporter activity. The transcript has a single exon.